Messenger RNA from Theileria equi strain WA, 672 nucleotides. RefSeq lists its product as hypothetical. The record is from RefSeq and is a predicted model, not a curated record. Bases 1 to 672 code for a protein of 223 amino acids. NCBI's taxonomy places the organism in Eukaryota, Apicomplexa, Aconoidasida, Piroplasmida, Theileriidae. Gene Ontology annotation, biological process: transcription initiation at RNA polymerase II promoter. Gene Ontology annotation, cellular component: transcription factor TFIIA complex. The transcript has 7 exons.
AUGUCAGAUUUACGAUAUAUUGGUCAUUUCUCUUUAGAUUUUUUCAACAAUAAAGUUAUUCAAGCUACAAUUGAUAAAUGUGCUGAAAAGUUUGAUUCUAGAAUACUGGAUGCUAUUAAACAGAGUUGGAUUGAAAAUUUGAACAAGCGUCUUAACGCUGUUAAAACUGAGACAGACGCAAAAAUACCAAGGACUUCUUCUUUUAUUCAGGAUUCUUUUGAGUCAAAAAGUGAGAAUGUCCAUGAUAGGGAGAGCUCUUCAGACGAUGAAUUUCUCGAUGCGGACGUGGAAUCUGUGACCGUUUCUGAUUUGAAAUCACUUCCUCAAGAUACUCACGUUGAGACUCCUAUAGCAAAGUCAGAGCGCACAGAGGCCAUAUUUGCAUCAGAAACAAAAGAAGAUAGCAAUAAGGAAGUGGAAAGUGAUCCAAAGAGCACUAGGGACGACAAAAACGUGGAUGACAGUGAUGUUAGUUUCUCAGAUGUGAGUGACUUGGAAGAUCAAGAACCAGAAUCACAAGAUAUGAUAAUAGGAAUACUUGAUAAGAUCACAAGGCCUAGUAGCAAAAAAUUUGGACCACCUCUAUGGAAACUCAAACUUAAACACGGAAUUAUGCAGAUUAACGAUGUUGAAAUCCCAUUUGAUUCACUUCAAGGAGAAUUUGAAUUCUAA